Messenger RNA from Ipomoea nil (Japanese morning glory), 1303 nucleotides. RefSeq names its product sphingolipid delta(4)-desaturase DES1-like. Gene Ontology annotation, cellular component: membrane. Gene Ontology annotation, biological process: ceramide biosynthetic process. Gene Ontology annotation, molecular function: sphingolipid delta-4 desaturase activity. The transcript is spliced from 2 exons. The coding region runs from base 81 to 1073 and encodes 330 amino acids. NCBI's taxonomy places the organism in Eukaryota, Viridiplantae, Streptophyta, Magnoliopsida, Solanales, Convolvulaceae. The record is from RefSeq and is a predicted model, not a curated record.
AGAGGCCUAACAUUCCAAAAAACAAGAAAGAUCCAGUAGUCCGUAGAGGGAAGAGAAUAAGAGAGCGCGAGCGAGAGAGAAUGGGAUUUGCGGGGGAAGAGAGAGAAGAAGGUGUAAUGGCUACAGAUUUCUUUUGGUCAUACACAGAUGAGCCUCAUGCCUCGCGUAGACGGCAGAUCCUCUCUCAGUACCCUCAAAUCAAAGAGCUCUUUGGCCCCGACCCCUAUGCUUGUCUCAAGAUAUCUGUGGUUGUUAUCCUUCAGCUUUGGACUGCUACCUAUCUCUACAAUGCAAGCUGGCUGAAAAUUCUAGCUGUGUCCUACUUUUUCGGUUCAUUUCUCAACCACAAUCUCUUCUUGGCCAUCCAUGAGCUCAGCCAUAAUCUCGCUUUCUCAACCCCAGUAUACAAUCGCUGGCUUGGGAUUUUCGCUAACCUUCCUGUUGGGGUACCCAUGUCCGUCACCUUCCAAAAGUAUCAUCUCGAGCACCAUAGAUUCCAAGGUUAUGAUGGAAUCGACAUGGAUCUCCCCAGCCUUACUGAAGCCCACCUUGUCACAAAUGCCAUUGCCAAGAGCGUAUGGGUUAUCUUGCAACUCUUCUUUUAUGCUUUCAGGCCUCUUUUUCUCAAACCAAAACCGCCUGGUGUAUGGGAGUUCACCAAUUUUACUGUCCAGCUUGCCCUCGAUGCUGCUUUGGUGUACUUCUUCGGUUGGAAAUCUUUUGCUUAUUUGAUCUUGUCGACAUUUGUUGGUGGCGGCAUGCACCCAAUGGCUGGUCACUUCAUCUCAGAGCACUAUGUCUUCAAUCCCGAACAGGAGACAUACUCGUACUAUGGUCCUCUGAAUCUAAUGACAUGGAGUGUAGGCUAUCACAACGAGCACCAUGAUUUCCCCAGGAUCCCCGGGAGCAAGCUUUACAAGGUGAAAGAGAUUGCACCGGAAUAUUAUGAUACUCUAGAUUCGUAUGCAUCCUGGAGCCAAGUCAUCUAUAUGUAUGUAAUGGAUUGUACGGUUGGGCCUUUUAGCAGAAUGAAGAGAAAGUUGGCAGAUAUGAGGGAGAAGAAAUCUGAAUAGUUGCUCUUUUGGUCAACUAAUCCCCCCUCUACUUUAGGCUUCAAAUGGGAUUCUUCUCCCAUUCUUGGACUCCUUGUUCUGUGACAUUGUUAAGCAAUCAGCGUCCCUUUGUUUAGGCUUUAGAUUGACAAAUGAAUGCUUGAUUCCAUUGUUUCAUUGUUUAUACGAUUUUGUAAUAUGUAAUUGUUUGGACACACGAAACUGAAAUCUCAUUACAUAUUCAUUUUCUG